Triticum turgidum subsp. durum (durum wheat) is the source of this 588-nucleotide messenger RNA. Lineage: Eukaryota; Viridiplantae; Streptophyta; Magnoliopsida; Poales; Poaceae. The record is from the annotation of a GenBank genome assembly.
AUGUUUCAGGUCGGUGGGCCUUACUGGGAUGUUCCAGUAGGAAGACUGGACUCCAAGGAGGCAAGUCUUGACCUAGCAAACAAGGACAUCCCCACCGCUGAGCAGGGCCUCCUCACCCUUAUUUCCAAGUUCUGGGAGAAGGGCCUUGAUGCCACUGACAUGGUGGCCCUUGUCGGAUCCCACACGAUCGGAUUCGCCCGGUGCGCAAACUUCCGGGACAGGAUAUACGGCGACUUCGAGAUGACAUCCAAGUACAACCCUGCGUCUGCGACCUACCUCAGCAAGCUCAAGGAGAUCUGCCCCUUGGAUGGUGGCGACGACAACAUCAGUGCCAUGGACAGCCACACUUCCGCGACCUUCGACAACGCCUAUUUCGAGACGCUCAUCAAGGGUGAGGGCCUCCUCAACUCCGACCAGGAGAUGUGGUCCAGCAUCGCCGGGUACUCGACGGCCGACACGGUGAACAAGUACUGGGCUGACCCGGAGCUGUUCUUCAAGCAGUUCUCGGACUCCAUGGUUAAGAUGGGCAAUAUCACCAACCCUGCAGGUGGCGAGGUCAGGAAGACCUGCAGAUUCGUGAACACAUAA